Messenger RNA from Schistocerca gregaria, 6250 nucleotides. Its product is annotated as phospholipid-transporting ATPase ABCA3-like. Gene Ontology annotation, cellular component: intracellular membrane-bounded organelle; membrane. The coding region runs from base 121 to 5931 and encodes 1936 amino acids. Lineage: Eukaryota; Metazoa; Arthropoda; Insecta; Orthoptera; Acrididae. Gene Ontology annotation, molecular function: lipid carrier activity; ATP binding; ATP hydrolysis activity. The record is from RefSeq and is a predicted model, not a curated record. The transcript is spliced from 3 exons. Gene Ontology annotation, biological process: lipid transport; transmembrane transport.
AGUUGAUAUCUCGUCAAUACCCUGGCUUGACCAGAACAGUCACAAGAUUGAUUCGCACCUUUGCGUGAGCGUUCUAGGCAGAGCAAACUGAAAAAUUCCUGGCGUCUAUUCUGAUCAGGCAUGAACAAAAAGUCGAGCUCUUGGCUACAGUGCAAAUUACUGUGCACAAAACGAUUUCAAAUUUGCUACAGAAAUUUUUCUCUUAUAAAGCUUAUUCUGUUUCCUGUUUUAGUUGUUCUUAUUAACUAUGUGGUUAACGUGACGUUCGAUCGUAUAAUCUAUCAGGGGAAUAUAGAAGUGGAAGUCUACCCCCGUAUAACUACGAUUCCGGACUAUUGUUCGAAAAUAGGCGACAGUGAGACCCCAUGCUACAAUUUGUUGUAUAUACCUGCGAACGUACCAUGGGUGGAAAACAUGAUGAAGAAAUUGGCUGCGGCGUCUAACCUGGACUUUGCUACCUUCAAGGGCUUCAACCUGAACAAAGAUGACCUCCAAUACCGUGACACGGUCAGCCAAAUUCUGGCUCGUACAGAGACCUAUCAGGGCGUAGUCGUGUUUCACACUGAUCACAUAUACGGCACUAGUAAACCAAAGGAUUAUCUUUUGAGUCCUCAGGAACCAGUGCAACAUCGGCCAGAACCCUCGGAUUCAAAUACUGCAUCGCGAGCUGGUGCCAACUUCAAUCUUCCAGAAGGUUGGGCGCGUUUCUCAAGCCUGAAGCAGGAAGCUUCUGAACCUUCGAACACAGCCAAGUUUAACAAGCAGGAUUCGCCGGGCAGUGCUACUCCAAUUAGUCAGACGAGCCCGACCGAAUACGACGUCCCGCUCGACGAGACGGACUCGACCGAAUACGAUGUUCCACCCGACGAGACGGGCUCGACCGAACAGCCUCUCGACACACAGAAGGUCAUAAAAAUUUCUUACAGGGAUAUCUCGUUCUUCAGUAACGAGAUAACGCCCCCAAACGUUUGGUACGAGAUAUAUUACCACACCAACGUUUCUGACAUUCCUUUCGUCCAAGCUGUCGUCUACUCCGUUGAAAACUACAGCUUCUACCAGUACUUCAUCGACAAUGACAUCGAUCCGUCUGGAAUCCAGUACAACAUUAAGCAUACCGGAUAUCCGUCGCCCAUCAGUUCUUUCGCCAUUUCCGGUUUUUCUCAGAUUGCCUCCGCUAUCCUCUAUAGUCUCGUCUCCGUGUUGAUCUUCUCGAACGUCUUGUCCGGUCUGACCUGGGAGAAGCACGUCCUGCUGCGCAAGAGCCUCCACCAAGCGGGCUUGACCAGAACGGCUUACUUCAUAUCCUGGAUCGUCUACAUCUUCGUUGUGUCCGUCCUCUCUGCCCUCGUCAUGUGCGCCGCUGGCACGGCCUUGCCACUUGACGAGUUCCGCAAGUCUAACUUUUUGACCAUGGCGAUUGUCUAUGCCACGCUCAGUAUCUCCGCGGGGUGCUUCGCGCUCUUCGUAUCCACCUUCGUCAGGCGUCCAAGCACGUCCCUGACUAUGAUCUACGUAUUCACCAUGCUCAGCACGUUGUUGCAGUCCGCCCUCACCAUCAACGAAGGGUUUCUGGUGCAGACAAUUUACACCUCGCCCAGCGUUGCGACCGCUUUCUUCAGGAUCUUUAUCAACGCGAUCCCUUUCGGCAUCUCCGCGCUCAUCUAUGACUCCGUUUUGUUCUUUACCACCUCUUCGGCUAGAAGGGGCGUCAAACCGGACUCCGUCGGGAUGAACUUCUCCUCUUUCACCUACAGCAACGAGAGGCUGCCCCCUUAUUACCCACUUUUCCUCUACAUCUACCUCAGCCUGUGGCUCAUUGCACUGGUCUCGCUGGUCCUCUUCUGGUACUUCGACACCAUCUUGUUCGACUCCGGCGGGAAGAGGCCGCCCUUCUACUUCUUCCUCACGCCCAACUACUGGGGCGUCCGACGCAAGAGGCGCUCCGCACCGACCGACACGCCCGUCUUCGAGGCGCGGGCUCCGGAUUCGCGCGACUCGAUCGAUCCGCGCGUCGAGGCCGAGCGCAAACGCGCGGUCGAGGCGGCUCGGUCGGGCGCGGAAAAGGACAUCGCCAUCAACGCCAUCGACGUCACCAAGGUGUACAAGCCCUGGUAUGCCAGAAGCGGUCGGUCCGAGUUCACCGCCGUCGACCACCUGUCCCUUUCGAUCGAGAAAGGCGAGUUCUUCACGAUCCUCGGUCACAACGGCGCGGGAAAGACGACGCUGUUCUCGGUCCUGAGCUGCCAGUCCUCGAUGACGGCCGGAUACGUGAGCUACUUCGGCCACGACUUGCGCGAGAACCAGCAGAUGGUGCGCGACAUGAUAGGGUGCUGCCUGCAGUAUGACGUUUUCUGGCCGGAGUUGACGGCGCUGGAGCACCUGGACCUGUUUCACCAAGUUCGUGGCGUGAGCGAGAAGGGGGAGCUGAGGGACCGGGGAAUGGAGUUGUUGAGGCAGCUGGACUUGGAGGAGGUUGCCAACCAGCGGGCCGACUCGUUCAGCGGCGGGAUGAAGCGUCGGCUGAGCUUCGCGAUCAGUUGUACGGGGGACCCGCAGAUUUUGUUCUUGGACGAGCCGUCGAGCGGACUGGACCCGGAGAACUACAAGCGCUUGUGGCGGGCGCUGCAGUCGCUGAAGGGCCGGGUGACGAUCGUGUUGGUGACGCACAACAUGAUGGAGGCCGAGCUGCUGAGCGACCGGGUGGGCGUGAUGGUGAACGGUCGGUUCGAGGCGAUUGGGACGGUGCUGGGCUUGAAGAGCGAGUUCGGGUACGGGUACCAGGUGGCGGCGUGCCUGAAGGAGGGGACGGGCAGCGCGGAGGCGGAGAAGUACCGAGGGGAGCACCCGUAUCUCGAGGUCAGGGAGCGCAACGAGGACGGAACGCGGCUGGAGAUGGACGUGAAGAAGAGCGACAUCGAGCGCGUGCCCGAGUUGCUGUCGCAGCUGGAAGAGGACAAGAACGUGAGGGCGUGGGGCGUGAGCCAGUCGUCGUUGGAGUCGGUGUUCAUGUCGAUCGCCGAUAAGUGCAAGUUGGACAGAGUGUACGACAAGAGUUCGAAGCGAUCGAAAAAGGAGAGUGCGGCGAGGGAGCUUCAGGAGUUGGGGGCGCCGCAGAAGAAGUUAAACAAGUUCGACGCGGAGAUUGGCAAGGACGAAGUGCCCGUGGGCAAAAAGAUGAAGUCGUACCCGUUGUCGGCGUUAUUUAGCCUGAGUUGGAAAUUGCAGCUCCGUCGAAGUAGAUACUCGACCAUUUUCAGCGUCUUGUCGCCCGUCGUGAUCUUGGCUAUGUUCUUGCUGGUGCAGAGCUAUUUGAGGUCGGAAUACCCCGACUCCUACGACGGCAAGAAGCCCCUUUCGGCCAUGUCGAAGAUAAACUUUCAAUGGUUCUCUAGUCCGCGCACCGAGCUGUGCAGCGUGAACCACGACUUCCGCCAUUACGUGGCGUGCGACCGGGGAGUGAGUCCUCAGUCGCUCGGAUUUGACCGCUCCGGGAAGUACUUCAAAGACAACAAGUGGACCGGGUUCUACACCUCCAUGGACGAAAUAUGGUGCGAACCGGAACCGACGAGGAGCUUGGAGGACUAUCCCGUGCCCGAGCUGACGAACAAGAGCGACGAGCAGCUCCUCAGAAAGGCCCUCCUCAACGCGCAGGCGAGAAGCAGGCUGGCCAGCACUCAGAUGCUGAGCGGAGAGUUCGUCAACCUGUCUUCGGUGUCCGAGCACUACCGAAUCGCCAGGUUUCACGAGCUCUCCGUCGACGCGCGCGACGUGCACUCGCCGAAGGCCAAAAUGAACAUCACGUUGAUGACCAACGACUACUUCGACUCGCACAACGACCUGCUCAACCGGUACAUCCGGAAAGACGCGCUUCUGGUCUGUCAAUACAUCGACAACGUCACCAGCGACUACUUCCACAUACUCAACGCGGCUUUGCGCAUGCAGGACUUCGCCAUCCACCUCAGACUUUACCGGGUCUUCGUCUCCAAGGCCCUCGACCCCACGCACACCUACACCGUGGUCAAGUCGCCAAUAGCCUUCCUGGACAGCGGGUCGGUGCCCGACAACAACCCCAUCGAGAAGAUGAUAGCCAGCAUCUUCAGCAUGAGCGUCUUCCCGUACGCCUUCUCCAUCUUCAUCCCGCUGGCGCUCUACGGGCUCGUCAGAGACAAUUGCGACCGAACGAAGAAGAUGAUGCGCAUACACGGACUCUCGCCGACCUACUACUACCUCAACGCCGCUGCCAUGUGGGGUGCUCUCUACGCCGCGUCCGUGCUGCUGUUCGUGGUGUUCGCCGUCAGCGCCAACAUCUAUUUCGUCGUCUACGCCGUUCCCGCGCACCUCCUCAUCCUGCUGGGCUGGGGCCUCUCCCUGCUCUCCUUCGCCUUCUUCAUUUCCACCUUCAUCCGCUCCACCGCCGUCGCCGGCGCAGUGGGCAUCGGCAUCUGCUUCCUGGUCACCACGAUCGUCGACUCGGUCGUCGUGGGCAUAUACGAGCCCAUGAAGGCGCACCGACGGCCGCUCCCGUUCUGGCUCUACUUCUGGCCCCAAACCGGCUUCCUCAGGUGUCUCGACAUCAUCGACUACUACGGGCGACACCCCUUCGGAGAGGCGUGGAGCCUCUCCGCCGCGCCCGCCGAGUUCGUCCGCAGCAUCGCCUCCCUCUACCUCUGCGCGUUGUUUUACGCCGUCCUGUUCUCCGUCUCGCUCGCGCUCUUUACCGGAGAGUUCAGCUACCCGCACCACCUCGUCCUCCGCCUCUGGAGACGCGUCACCGCCGCGCCCCGCCUGCUCGCGCGCCGCCUGCGCCCCUCCCCGAACUCGCCCACCGCGCAACCGCCGCCUCCCGCCGACGCAAGCCCGAACUCUCCCGUCCACCUCGGGCUCCAAGACGUCGAGAACGAGAAGGCACUCGUGUCCCAGUACGCCCACGACCGCCGUUCCACCGACGACCCACUCCACGACUGCCCCCUCAUCGUCCGGGGACUCAGCAAAAAAUACCCCGGCGGAAAAGUCGCCGUAAAGGAGUUCUACCUCCACGCGCCCCUCUCCACCUGCUUCGGACUCCUCGGCGAAAACGGCGCCGGAAAGUCCACCCUCCUCUCCAUGCUCACCGGCACCAUCCCCGUCACUAGCGGCACCGCCUACAUCUGCGGCUUCGACACCUCCUCCCAACUCUCCAAGGCCCUCAAGUGCAUCGGCUACUGUCCGCAGCAAGACGUCCUCUGGGGCGAACUCACUGUCCAAGAACACCUCGAAUUCUACGCCAGACUCGGCGGCGUCCACCCACUCAAGUCCCGCAAAUACGUCAAAAAAUUCCUCUGGGACGUCGGACUCUACCACUUCCGGCACCGACGGAGCUCCAAGCUCAGCGGCGGCAUGAAACGCCGGCUCUCCCUCUCCAUCGCCAUCUGCGCCAACAGCUACGUCAUCUUCCUCGACGAACCCUCCUGCGGACUCGACGUCAUGAACAGACGCCAGCUCUGGAACAUCGUCCAACACAACAAGCGCGGACGCACCACCCUCAUCACCACCCACUCCAUGGACGAGGCCGACGCCCUCUGCGACAAAAUCGGCAUCAUGGCGCAGGGAUCACUCUGGUGCUACGGAGACCCCCAGUACGUCAAAGACCUCUACAACCGAGGCUGCCACGUCCGAGUCGUCUUCUCCAACCAACAAGAUGGCGCCAACUUCAUCAAACGGCACAUGCCCUCCUCCGUCCUCAAGUCCAAAUUCUCGAACAUAACCGAAUACUACGUGCCCCCCUCUCAACCCGUCUCUCUCGUCUUUCGAAUCAUGCUCGAGGCGUCCGGCCAACCGUCCUCCGGCAUCGAAGACUGGGGGCUCUCUCAGCCAGGACUCGAGUGCGCCUUCGAGCAGAUCAUCGCCCACGUCCGCAGCGGAAACGACCAUGUCGCCGGCCCCGAGGUCUGAGGCGCCCUUUCUAUCCGACGCGCCGCCUCUCGGGCGCAGGCGACAAAAUAAACACAAAGUUCCUCUUCUUUUUUUUUUUUCACGCGACGCGCGUUUGUCUCGAACGUGCAAUCGCGUUCCCAUCGCGCGCGGCGCGCCAUCCAAACGCGACAGAGAUUUGACGCGAGCUGCGCCGCAUCAGUCCCCCGCCCCUCCGCCGUCGCCAGAGGCUCGGGCCCCUCCUCCUCCGACGCGCUCUCUCCUCUCGCCCGCGUGAACUCGGCCGGCCGUCGACCGCCUCCCCAAUCCAGAAAGACGGGCGACCCCUCCGUGCUGGACC